CCACCACCACCGCCACCACCACGACGUCAUCCUCAACGCCACAAAAAUAAAUCGACAAGUCAACGACAGUGAGAGGGCAAACAACAACAGAGUGCAUCAGCCAUGUCGUCCCGCGCGCUCCGACGAGCGCAGAAAGAGCAGGAAGAAAAGGAACUGCAGGAGAAGCUCGCCAAGUGGGAACAGGAAGAGGAGGAGUCAGAAGAAGAGGCGGCGCCAAAACCGCAAGCAAAACCGAGUUUGUUCGCCAUGCUCGGAGAUGCCGGCGGUGAUGGUGACGAAGACGACGAGGACGAGGACGAGGACGAGGACGAGCAAGGGGAGCCUGCACCAAAGCCCGUUGUCGAAAGCACGCCAGCAUCAAACCCCUCCAAGAGGAGCAAGAAGAAGAAGAAAAAGAAGAGCAAGAACAAGAGCAAGACCGCUACCCCGCAGAAGCACGCCACAGACUCCGGACUCGAUGAGAUAGACCAGGCCCUCCUUGCCCUCAAAGUCACCUCUAGCGGGAAGAAGGGCACUGAUGAGCCUCUCACACCCGCCAUCAGCGAAGAAACCCAGCGACUCUUCUCCGCCCUCAGCAUAGACACCACACACCUCCACGCCGCCAACGAGAUGAAGAAGCUCUUCGGGCGGACUGCCUUGCAGCACGCCGACGACGACGAGCCCCGCCAGCGCCAGCAACAAGGCAUCGCCGCCCGCGUCAACGGACGCAGCCAACCCGGCUCGCGCCUCACCGGCCUCAGUCUGCGGCGCAACAUCUUCAUCCAGGGCAAAGAGGAAUGGCCCCGCGCGACCUCCGGCGGACUGGGCAUGGAAAUCGUGUCCAAGAACGACGACGGCAGCGUAGAGUACCGGUUCGUGCACAACACCAGCUACCAAGAAACCCAACGCCAGUUCCAAGUCUGCGUUGCGAGCAUGGACCCAGAGCGCAUGAUACAGCUCCUAGCUACCAACCCAUACCACAUCUCCACACUCCUCCAAGUGUCCGAAAUCGCAAAACAGCAGCGCGACAACGCAUCCGCGUCCGACCUUCUCGAGCGCGCGCUCUUCGCCUUCGGGCGCAGCGUGCACAGCACCUUCUCCUCCGCGCUCUCCGCCGGAAAAGCGCGGUUAUCGUUCUCGCGCCCAGAGAACCGCGAAUUCUUCCUCGCCAUCUGGCGCUACAUCGCCACUCUGUGCGUCCGCGCAACUUUCCGCACCGCCCUCGAAUGGGCGCGGCUCCUGCUCUCACUCGCCCCAGAGGACGACCCGUACUGCAUGCGCCUGCUAACCGAUCAACUCGCCUUGCGCGGGCGGUCCCCGGAAUCACUCCUCUCGAUCGCGGAAUCCGACGUUUUAGAACGGUCAUGGAAGAUCCCGCCGAACCUCGCAUUCUCCACCUCCCUCGCACACUUGCGGCUCAAAGAGCCCGUCAAGGCGCGCAGCACGCUGAAGAACGCGGUGCGCGAAUAUCCCUGGCUCGCGGCUAGGCUAUGCAAAGAACUCGACAUUUCGCCCAUCCCGAAGCCAGUAUGGGGCAAAGAACCUCACAACGACUACCAAGAGUUGCUGUGUCGCCUAUACGUCCUGCGCGCGAAAGAUCUGUGGAACACAACCGAGGGCACGAGUCUGCUUGUCGAGAUAUGCUACAGCUUUGAUGAGCCGCUGGCGGACGGGCUGGACCCGUAUUGGCUCGCAGACAUCGACGCGUUGGACUUGGCUCGCCACGUUAUCCUCAGCGACGACCAGAGCCUCAUCUCGCUCCUCGAUACAAGCGUCAAGGAGCGGUACACUUCCGUCUCGGACCCGCUGCCGCCCGACGACAACCAGCCUUCGUACGACAUGGCCUCCCUCGCCGGUCCGCGAGGCCAGCGCUCCGCCGUAGAUCGGAACCAACUCCUCUCCGACCUGGAGGACCUGCGGCGGUAUUUCCAGAGCAUCGACAUCGAAGCGCUAGUCGGCGGCGGACUGACGGAGGAGAACCUCGUUCGUGCCUUACAAGAAGGCGGAAGCAGUCUCGACGAAUUCCGGCGGAACAGCGAGCGCUUCCAGGUCGUCCGGGCACGGCUACAGGACGUUGGCGUACAGGUCGUUUUCCAAGGCGAGAAUGCUGAAGGCGCUGCGCAGGAGGAGGGAAGUGACACGGAUGAGUAGAAGCGCGAGACGACAGGUACUAGACAUGGGAUAGACAAGUCCCCCCCCCCCCCCC
This is a messenger RNA of Macroventuria anomochaeta, 2185 nucleotides long. RefSeq names its product Nulp1-pending protein-like protein. Gene Ontology annotation, biological process: rescue of stalled cytosolic ribosome; ribosome-associated ubiquitin-dependent protein catabolic process. Bases 103 to 2130 code for a protein of 675 amino acids. The transcript has a single exon. Gene Ontology annotation, cellular component: RQC complex. The record is from RefSeq and is a predicted model, not a curated record. NCBI's taxonomy places the organism in Eukaryota, Fungi, Ascomycota, Dothideomycetes, Pleosporales, Didymellaceae.